AUAUACAGAGAGAGAGAAAGAAAACAGAGUGAGGUUAGGUGAUUCUCUUUCUUACUUGCGCUUUCGGGUGUUUUUGUCAAUUACUUGUACUUUCUCUUUCCAGACUCCAAAAGGUAUCUGCAUUCGGAUUGGAGCAGACGCCUCUCGCCGGAGAAAUCGGCCGGAGAUCGAGUAUACAACUCUUCAAAAUGAAGAUUUUCGUCAAAACUCUCAAAGGAACUCACUUCGAAAUUCAAGUGAAACCUGAAGAUACGGUUGCUGAUGUUAAGAAAAAUAUAGAAUGUGUGCAAGGAGCAGAUGUGUAUCCCGCUGCACAACAGAUGCUUAUUCAUCAGGGAAAGGUUCUUAAAGAUGGAACAACAUUGGAAGAAAAUAAGGUUGCUGAAAAUACUUUUGUCGUCAUCAUGUUAGCAAAGAAUAAGGGCUCAUCUAGUGAAGGUUCCACCGCAUCAACUGUGCCUGCAACUAAGGUGCCACAGACAAGUGCCCCACUCCCUACUGCUGCCCCGCAAGUUCCUGCAGCGACCUUGGCAGCGCCUGCACCUGUACCUGCACCUGCGCCUGCACCUGCACCUGCACCUGCACCUGCAUCUGCUGCUGCUCCUACCUCUACAGUUACUGCCAUACCAGAGUCUAAUGUCUAUGGUCAAGCGGCAUCGAAUUUGGUUGCUGGAAGUAACCUUGAUGGAGCGGUCCAGCAAAUUCUUGAUAUGGGUGGAGGGACUUGGGAUAGGGAUACUGUUGUUCGAGCUCUUCGUGCUGCUUUCAACAACCCAGAGAGAGCUGUUGAAUAUUUAUAUUCUGGUAUCCCUGAGCAAGCUGAAGUGCCACCUGUGGCCCCAGCCCCAGCCCCAGCGAGUGGGCUGGCUACAAAUUCUCUGGCUCAGCCUGCACAACCAGCACCGGUUCCUUCAACUGGACCAAAUGCAAAUCCAUUGGAUCUUUUUCCCCAGGGCCUGCCAAGCAUGGGUUCGAAUGCUGCUGGUGCAGGCACACUGGAUUUUCUUCGCAACAGUCAGCAGUUCCAAGCUUUGCGAGCUAUGGUGCAGGCCAAUCCACAAAUUUUGCAGCCCAUGCUUCAGGAGCUAGGGAAGCAAAACCCUCACCUGAUGAGGCUUAUUCAGGAGCACCAGGCUGAUUUUCUUCGCCUGAUCAAUGAACCUGUUGAAGGUGGAGAGGGUAAUGUACUGGGACAGCUUGCUGCAGCAAUGCCACAGUCUGUAACAGUUACACCUGAGGAGCGUGAAGCCAUAGAACGUCUCGAGGCAAUGGGUUUUGAUCGAGCACUCGUAUUGGAGGUGUUCUUUGCAUGCAACAAGAACGAGGAGCUGGCUGCCAACUACCUUUUAGAUCACAUGCAUGAGUUCGAAGAUUGAUGUUUUUGUGAUUGACGAUUUGACCAAUUUCUCCCCUUGUCCAUCUUUCGUCGGACCUGGCAUUUAAUUUGUUUUUGCUUUUGUUUUUAUUGUUUUCUUUGUUUUCUCUUUCUCCGCUGAAUGCCUAUAUACUUGAACCCCCAACAUCUAGCUUUAAAGGUUUAUAAUGUUGAGUGAUGGAGGGCAUGAAUGUCAAUAUGGCUAUUAUAAAUUACAUUGUCAUAUAAAUCGUAUUUUGCUCUACUUUUGGGUUUGGUGGCAUUAAAUAUUUAUUGUGUUCAUGCA
This is a messenger RNA of Camellia sinensis, 1661 nucleotides long. RefSeq names its product ubiquitin receptor RAD23c. NCBI's taxonomy places the organism in Eukaryota, Viridiplantae, Streptophyta, Magnoliopsida, Ericales, Theaceae. The record is from RefSeq and is a predicted model, not a curated record. Gene Ontology annotation, cellular component: cytosol; nucleoplasm. Gene Ontology annotation, biological process: nucleotide-excision repair; proteasome-mediated ubiquitin-dependent protein catabolic process. Gene Ontology annotation, molecular function: proteasome binding; polyubiquitin modification-dependent protein binding; damaged DNA binding.